AUGCGGAAGCGUAGUCCAAUGGUGGUGGACGUUGAAAGGUCUUCCACUUCUCCACACGGAAUACUUCACCACCUUGAAGCGAUGAGAAGGCCACCCGUAGAACGCGAACAUCCUGCGUACGGGCCAUGCAAGAAAUUUUUAAACUACUUGCGGGACACCUUGCUCGGCGGCCAUUCAAGACAAUGUCCAGCGAACAACCAACACCGCCGAGAACUACCACGGAAGGCUGAGGAAAAUUCUCGGCAAGAAACAUCCACCUCUAGCGCAGCUGAUAUUGACCUUCCGCAGCUUUACGCUAAUGUCAAACGGGACUUUGGCAAGAAUGGAAUUGAGAAGGAGCGAGCCCAAGAUGCUUAG
Cylicocyclus nassatus is the source of this 357-nucleotide messenger RNA. The record is from the annotation of a GenBank genome assembly. Lineage: Eukaryota; Metazoa; Nematoda; Chromadorea; Rhabditida; Strongylidae.